This is a messenger RNA of Larimichthys crocea (large yellow croaker), 3397 nucleotides long. RefSeq lists its product as hypothetical. The record is from RefSeq and is a predicted model, not a curated record. The coding region runs from base 365 to 1036 and encodes 223 amino acids. Lineage: Eukaryota; Metazoa; Chordata; Actinopteri; Sciaenidae. Gene Ontology annotation, cellular component: membrane. The transcript has 6 exons.
UCCAAACACUGGGCACCAGACUCCCCGUGCCUUCCCUCCACCUGCUGCGGUCAGCCAGGUUAAUGGAUAAACUUCCUACCUGCUGAACCGACAGAGAAACCCGCAGUGAAACCAGCCCGCAGCCCGGAACACACACACACACACCGGGGGGGGAGAGUGUAAGUCCGGCUUCGUGACGUGAAAACAACCGUAUUUUAGAGGUCAGAAAUAUCUCCUAUAUCUCAUGCUCAUGACGCAGGGAGUCCACAAAACGUGACCGAGCAUCGAGCUAACCUGAAGUUUCAUCCACUGAACUUCACCUCCGGGCGUACGGACACACCGAGCGACCGGUGCCAGCGACUUUCUACCGGAUUAAUACCUGAAGAUGGACCGAUACAGGUACUUCAUUUUCAACCAGAAGGGCGUGCUCGUGCUGGGAAUUCUCCAAAUGGCUUGUGCGGGUCUUUGUGUGGUGUGCGGAUUCAUGGACGCUGUUUUCCGCAAGGACACCCCGCUGAGCAGCACCCGGACCCCGGUGUGGGGAGGACUGAUCAUGGCCUCUCCGGGUGUUCUGGCGCUGUUUGCCUCCCAAAGGAAGAACUCCAUACUGGUGAGUGUGAUGGUGGUGGCAGCAGGUCUCUCCUGUGCCGCUGCAGUGUUUAUAUCAGGUUACUCCUGUCUGACACUCACCUAUGGAGAGGAGGAUGAAGAGGUCUUCCACCACCACGACAGUCCUCAAGUGACCUUUGUGCUUCAUCGGAUGGUGAAGGGGGCCAACGCCACCAUACUGCUGACCUGCACCAUCAGCCUGGCUCUCUCCUCUCUCAUCACCUACGUGGGCUGCCGCAGUCUUCCAUGCUGUGGCUGCUAUGACAGCAGAACAGGAUUGGAGACACUCGUUCCUCAGUGUGACCCUGGGGACACUGAGAUGGUUUGCACUUGGCAAGCAGGAGGAGACAACAGGCUCUUCAACUCUCCGGCUCAGUCCACUGACCAGGCCACCACUGAGGAAGAGGAGGGUCCCUCCAAAUUGCCUCCGUACAGCAGACUCACCUGACACACAUCCACAUUAAAGACUGGGCCUGUACCUCUGUUUGCCUUCUCCCUUCCAGAGAGGAGGGUGUGAUUAUGUGUUAGAUUUCCUCAAAUUGUGCCUACACAUUUCUUAUUUGUUGCGGAUGGAUGAAGAAAAGGAAUCUCAAGAGUCACCUGACGCUGAAGACGUCAGGUUGGAAGGUUGUAUGGAGUUCUUUUAGAGAGAGGAGUUGUUUCUGAUUGACUUUGGACUGUGGCAGCGUCUUUAUUUGCUCUUUGACCAAAGAUUUUCUGUCACCAAAGUUCAGACCUGUCCAUGUGAUGCGUGUGAAGCUCCUGUGUGUUGUGUUCUCAGUGUAUAAAUUCAAAGUAUUUUAUGUGUAUUUAAUAAAUAAAACCCACCUGAGCUGUUUGAGAGACGACCCCACACUUUGAAAUGUUCAUGGUACUUUAUUGCAAGGUUACACAUGACAAAACCAUUGCAACUACCUGUCCCCAGUAGUUUCAUUCAUUAGUCACUUUAACACCAUUCUGUAAUUUAUUUUUUUCUUUCUUCCUGGGUAUUUGCAACGAGAUACAGUCGCAGUAUGCUGUUCAUGACUGUAGUGAAGAAAAGUAAGGCAAAGUAAAUAAGAGUAAGACCCGACAUGAAGGCGGAUGGGAGGCAUUAAACAAAGGACACUUAAAGUACAGCAACCAAACUAAAACAGAACACCCACCAUGUCUUCCACUGUUGUCACAUUACUGUCAAGCCGCAGAGAUGCAGAUAACACAGCCGGCGUCUGUGCUUAUUCUCCUUCCGUUUGUGUGCAUAGCCUCUGAACAGCGAGUCCUGAGAGAAGGCCUUUUGGUCUGAUUGAUAGUCUGUUAUCCUUCGAGAAGACGUUACUGUGCAGCGUAACGUAGGGGUGAUCAGCAGAGGAGCCACAGGACCAGCUGAGGCCACAACAGAACCAUCCAAAAAACACUAAGACACAAAUCUGCAAACUAACAUGACAGCACUCUGUGAUGCAUCAUGGCGUAUAAAGUAAACAGCGUCAGCUUUUACUGUACAACUGUGUUAUCGAAACAUGCUGAAUAUUGUAGCACAAGCGUACAUACAGGAUAAGUAGUGGGCGUAGGCAUCCAUGUACAUGUGGAGGUGCACACUACAAAGCCUUACACACUAUGAGAGGUAUGUGUUUUCACUGUUUGAUUCACUGACUAGCCUACACAGUACUCUUGUUUGACUAUUAUAAGGCUAUUUCACAGCCUUUCCUAUACAGAGGAGGGAACGGGCACGUCCAGUUAAAGACUAUCCUCUCACCCAUUUCCAAAUUCCUUAAAGCUUCCCUUUGAGUCCUUUAUCAUCAAGAUGACAGGUGAUUCCUAGUUCCACCCAUCACACUUCAGUCUCAUACUGUACAGCAGGCCUGUCUGGCAGAUGUGUUGAACUGUUACAUGUACAUGAGCUAUAAUGCACAGUGAGCAGACUGUUAUUGUGAAAUAAACCCUGACAAAGUGAGGCAGCUCUUCAAUCACCCUUUUUCAAGUGUCUGGUUUAUUUUGGAACAAUAACCGGCUUGCUGUACAUUACCACGCUUUUUACACGGCUACUUAUUGGAGAAAAAUACUGUGUCAAAUUAAUUAUUUAAAAAUGAUUUGUGUUCACUCCAACGGCCACAGCAGUGGCCCGUUAUACAGAAAUAACCAAUGACCAAUCAGAACAUUAUAUUCGACCGCAGCGAAAACAUUAUGCAGAUGUUAGCUCUGAUUCUAACAAACUGAGCCAAACAAAGGUUCUGUCUCUCAUAAAUAGGCGUCAUCAAUUAAACCUUUGAUGACUGAUUUGUUUUGGUCUGCCGGGGCGAUUGCAGAAACGAGCUGUGAACAAAAACUGACCAGCUGCUUGUUCUAGUUAACUACCCAGCUAACUGCUAACACAUCCAGCACUAGUCACUCACAGCUCGUCUUUUCUCUGGGUCUCUGGGUUACUCCCCCCUCGCAUCUUACCUGUCCUGCUGGACCAUUUUAUUCAAUGAAGAGGAAAAAUAUAACUAGCCAGUUAGUGAUUCAAAAGAUAAUUAAACCAUCAACUAAUUCUGGUCUCUACGAACUCCUGAGAGAAACUUCUGGCUCUUGAGCUGCUAAAUGUUCAACUACGUUCACUAGCUAGUUGCAGUCGUUGUCUGUCCACCAUUUUGGUGCUGUUCUGAUGCUGUACAGCGGGUUUUUACAACCUUUUCCCUGAAAACAGCGUCCUCCUGUGUGCAAACAAGUGUAGUUACAUAAUUACAAAGCUCUGCAAAGACGAGAUUUAGGUGAUAAUUCUACGUCUGUUCAUCGUGAUGAGCGACCCCGUUCACGUUAUCAUUGUUAUUCUAAAAAAAAAAAAAAAAAAAAA